This is a messenger RNA of Chlamydomonas reinhardtii, 3613 nucleotides long. RefSeq lists its product as uncharacterized. The record is from RefSeq and is a predicted model, not a curated record. The coding region runs from base 188 to 2965 and encodes 925 amino acids. Gene Ontology annotation, biological process: cellular response to heat. The transcript has 5 exons. Gene Ontology annotation, cellular component: cytoplasm. Gene Ontology annotation, molecular function: ATP hydrolysis activity; ATP binding. Lineage: Eukaryota; Viridiplantae; Chlorophyta; Chlorophyceae; Chlamydomonadales; Chlamydomonadaceae.
CACAAUUUAGAGCUGCUACCCAACUCGACACUGCCAGUUGUACCGACACACGGAACAAGCUUCAAUUCUAGCAGUAUUCAAUUGCAGCGGAAUACAAGCUUCUAAUCUACUGAUUUAUUACACGUAAAUAUAGCAGAACCGCCUUUGGCGACCACUUGCUUUAGCACCGUCACCGGCGCCUGGAAAGAUGUCGUUUGACACCAAGAAAGCGACAGAAAAGGUCAAUAAUGUGCUUGGAGAGGCGAUUAACCUAGCCAAGGAGGACAAGCACGCGGCGCUGACGCCGACUCAUCUAGCGGUUGUUCUCUUCGAGGAGCCGCAUGGCCUGGCCAAGGUUGCCGCCACCAAGGUGGCCGGCGAGGAGGUGUGGCGCUCCGCCAUCCGAGUGCUGCGCAAGCGCCUCACCAAGCUGCCGAAGGUCGACCCCGCGCCCGAAUCCGUCUCGCCCGGCCGCGAGCUGAGCAAGGUCCUGACCGCGGCCGCCAAGCUGCAGAAGGACCGCGGCGAUGCCUUCCUGGGCACCGACACGCUGCUGACGGCGGUGAUCAACGCCGCCGAGGUGUCGGAGGCGCUGGGAGAGGCGGGCAUCAGCAAGGCGCAGCUGGAGACCGCGCUGAGCGAGGUGCGGCAGGCGGCCGGCGGCGGCCCCAUCAACAGCGAGACGGCGGACGCCAACUUCGACGCCCUGGCAAAGUACGGCACCGACCUCACCGCCAACGCCGCACGUGCCGACCCCGUGAUCGGCCGUGACGACGAGAUCCGGCGCGUGGUGCGCGUGCUGUGCCGCCGCACCAAGAACAACCCGGUGCUCAUCGGCGAGCCGGGUGUGGGCAAGACCGCCAUUGUGGAGGGACUGGCACAGCGCAUCGUCAAGAACGACGUGCCUGAGACGCUGCAGGGCGUGCGCCUGAUCAGCCUGGACAUGGGGUCGCUGGUGGCGGGCGCCAAGUACCGCGGCGAGUUCGAGGAGCGGCUCAAGGCGGUGCUGAACGAGGUGGCGCAGCAGCAGGGCAAGGUGGUGCUGUUCAUCGACGAGCUGCACCUGGUGCUGGGCGCGGGCAAGAGCGGAGACGGAGCCAUGGACGCGGCAAACCUGCUCAAGCCCAUGCUGGCUCGCGGCGAGCUGCGCUGCAUUGGCGCCACCACCCUAGGCGAGUACCGCGAGCACAUUGAGAAGGACGCGGCCUUCGAGCGCCGCUUCCAACAGGUGCUGGUGAAGGAGCCGUCCGUGCCCGACACCAUCGCCAUCCUGCGCGGCAUCAAGGACCGCUACGAGACGCACCACGGCGUGCACAUCACCGACCGCGCGCUGGUCGUGGCGGCGGAGCUGAGCGACCGCUACAUCACCACCCGCUUCCUGCCCGACAAGGCCAUCGACCUGGUGGACGAGGCGUGCGCCAACAUGCGCGUGCAGCUGGACUCCAAACCCGAGCAGCUGGAUGCGCUGGAGCGGCAGCGGCAGCGGCUGCAGGUGGAGGCGGCGGCGCUGGCCAAGGAGAAGGACGCGCUGAGCAAGGCGCGCGCCAAGGAGGUGGGCAAGGAGCUGGCGGCGCUGGAGGAGGCGCUGAGGCCACUGCAGAUGAAGUACGCGCAGGAGAAGGCCAGGCUGGAGGAGCUCCGCAGGCUGGGUCAGAAGCGCGACGAGAUCCUGGUCAACAUCCAGAUCGCGGAGCAGCACGGCAACCUGGCGCGCAUCGCCGACCUGCGCUACGGCGCGCUGCCUGACGUGGAGGACCGCAUCAAGCAGGUUCGCGCGGCCGCGCCCUCCGACGCCAUGCUGAGCGAGGAGGUGGGCACGGAGGAGAUCGCGGUGGUGGUCAGCCGCUGGACCGGCAUCCCCGUCAACCGGCUCAAGCAGACGGAGCGCGACAAACUGCUCAGCCUGCGGUCGGAGCUGCAGCAACGCGUGGUGGGCCAGGACGCGGCGGUGGCGGCGGUGGCGGAUGCGGUGCUGCGCUCGCGGGCGGGCCUGGCGGCGCGCGGCCGCGGCUCCUCGUUCCUGUUCCUGGGCCCCACGGGUGUAGGCAAGACGGAGCUUGCCAAGGCCCUGGCGCAGCUGCUGUUUGACGACGAGAAGAUGAUGAUCCGCAUCGACAUGGGCGAGUACAUGGAGAAGCACAGCGUCAGCCGCCUCAUCGGCGCACCGCCCGGCUACGUGGGCCACGAGCAGGGCGGCCAGCUGACGGAGGCGGUGCGGCGGCGGCCGUACAGCGUGGUUCUGUUUGACGAGGUGGAGAAGGCGCACGCCGAGGUGUUUAACGUGCUGCUGUCCAUCCUGGACGACGGCCGCGUCACCGACUCCAAGGGCCGCACAGUCAACUUUGCAAACACCGUCAUCAUCCUCACCUCCAACCUGGGGGCGGAGGCGCUGCUCCACGCGGCGCACGACGUGCUGGCGCACCCGGGCAAGGCGGCGGCGGGCCAGGACCCGUACAAGGCGGCCCGCGAGAGCGUGCUGGCGGCCGUGCGGCGCUUCUUCCGUCCCGAGUUCCUGAACCGCCUGGAUGACAUCGUGGUGUUUGAGCCGCUGCGGCCGGAGCAGCUGGUGGACAUCGCGCGGCUCAUGGGCAACGAGCUGGCGGCGCGCCUCACGCCGCGCAACAUCACCCUCACCUUUACGGAGCCCGCGCUGCAGUUCGCGGUGAGCCAUGCCUACGACCCGGCCUACGGCGCGCGGCCGCUGCGGCGCUGGAUGGAGCAGAAGGUGGUGACGCAGCUGUCGCGCAUGGUGGUGGGCGGCGACCUGCCCGACAACAGCAAUGUGGAGGUGGGGCUGGCGGAGGGUGGGCGCGACUUUGACUACCGUGUGUGGCCCAAGCCGGCGGCGGAGGCGGGCGGCGGCAACGGCAGCGGCGCGGCGACGGAGGCGCUCCUGAAGAAGGCGCGCAUGUACAGCGUGGAGCACCCGGACGAGGGUGAGGACAGCAUGGAUGAGGGUGACGAUGUGGGCGCGAUGCGCGACUAGAUAGCGCGGUUUGAGGUUGGCGUCAUAGCUUGUUGAUAGCGCAGCAACGGACGGGGAGACUGGCUGGUUGGUUGCACUGUAGUGGGCGGGCCCUGUGGAGGCCGCUUAGGAUUGCACCGUGUGUUUGGGCGCCAUGGAUGCGCGCGCACACAUGUACAGCAUGCAAGUCAGGGCCAUCUUGUGGAUGUGCCACGCACAUCUAUGCUGCCAUAACAAGUAGCUAUUAGCGCAGCUGGGAUGUACAUUGGCAAACGGACUGUAUAGGGGACUGCAAGUACUGCCGCUGGAUUGGCAAGGCGACAAAGGCCCCUUUGGCUGUCAUGUAUGCGGCGCCUGUGUGUGGGCCGCUGAGAAUUGCGGGAGCAGGUUGUCGUCACGUUGUUGAGUAGGCAGGUCUGAUAGAUUACUGGGCUCGUACAGUUGAAACUGCAUGUUUGCACUAUGGAUAUGAAAUUAUAUAGAAGGAACAGUCCGACCGCAGGUGUACUAAUAUGUCGGGACGUGUGUUGCGCGUGUGGAAGUUGGCGGGCCCCUAGGGGCAAACCCAUACAGAACGCCAGGGAUUGCCUGCAGUCCUAACCGUUGGACGCCAGGAGAGUGCUCCAUGCACCGAUUGUGUAUCAUGAGCGCAUGUAACACACGCCGAGG